UCGUAUUUAGCUCCAAAAAAGAGAAGUAUAACGAGCUGCCAUUGACAGAGUACUCCUUGGUUCAGAUCAGCUUGAAUCUGUAUAAACCCAAGCAACGAUCACAGCUCUCAAGUUUCCAUAAUGUGAUGAAGACUUUCACAGAAACUUGCAUCUUAUGGCUUUCAUGCAUUCUGCUGUUUUCAGGGAAUAGCAUCAAUGCUUUCACCUAUGAUUACACCGCAACAACAGAGUGCUUGGGAGAACCCCAGAGAGCUCAAUACGGAGGAGGGAUAAUAGUUAAUCCAGAUUUCAACCAGAGCUUAGAAGCCGGGUGGAGUACAGCGAUUGGACAGGGAAAUAUUGAAGAACGAAUUUCGGAGGCAGGAAAUAGGUUCAUCGUGGUACACAAUAGAACAAACCAAUUAGACAGCUUGUUUCAGAAGGUUCAACUUGAGGAAGGAAAUCUCUAUAGUUUUUCUGCUUGGGUUCAGCUCAGCGAAGGAAGAGAGACUGUUGCUGUCUUCUUUAAAACUACUGAUGGUGACCUUGUACGUGGUGGUAGUGUCAUAGCUGAUCAUGGGUGCUGGUCACUCCUAAAAGGUGGAAUAGUUGCAAACUUCUCAAGCCCAGUAGAGAUUCUUUUCCGGUGCGAGAACACCAAAGUGGAUAUAUGGGUCGACAGUGUAUCCUUACAACAGUUCACUAAAACGCAAUGGAAAUCCCACCAAGACAACACAAUCGACAAGAUACGCAAGAGCAAGGUAAGGUUCCAGGUAACUGAUGCAAAUAAAACCGCAAUGCGAGGUGCUAUAGUCUCAAUUAAGCAAGAGCAGUCUGACUUCCCUUUUGGGUGUGGCAUGAACCACUAUAUCCUCACAAGCACCGAUUAUCAAAACUGGUUUGCAUCGAGAUUCAAAGUUACCACUUUCACCAAUGAGAUGAAGUGGUAUAGCACUGAGAAAAGGCAAGGCCAUGAAAACUAUACCGUCUCAGAUGCCAUGGUUAAAUUUGCCAAACGCAAUGGCAUUUCCAUCAGAGGUCACAACAUCUUUUGGGACGACCCCAAGUACCAACCUGAGUGGGUCAACUCCCUUUCUCCUGAGGAUUUACGAAAAGCUGCCGAAAAAAGACUAAAAUCAGUGGUAUCAAGAUACAGAGGAAAACUAAUUGCUUGGGACGUAGUUAAUGAGAAUCUUCAUUUCAGCUUCUUCGAGGAUAAACUUGGAGAUCAAAACGCUUCUGCAGAAUAUUUUUCCGAAGCUUACCGACUAGACCCAACCCCUAUCAUGUUCAUGAACGAGUAUAAUACCAUCGAAUAUUGUAGGGAUGAGAAAGCAAGCGUAGCCAACUACCUGGAAAAACUUCAAGAGAUUCUACAAUAUCCAGGGAAUGAAGGCAUCUCAGCAGGGAUAGGUUUGCAAUGCCGUUUUGGUUCUGGCCAGCCAAACCUCGCUUACAUGAGAUCUUCUUUAGACAUUCUAGGUUCAACAGGACUGCCCAUAUGGCUUACUGAAGUGGAUGUUGGCAAGGACCCGGAUCAGGCCCAGCACUUGGAGGAAAUACUAAGGGAGGGUUAUUCACACCCUGCUGUUCAAGGGAUUGUCAUGUUUGCAGGCCCUGAACUAGCCGGUUUUAAGAAUAUGCCCCUUGCAGAUACAAACUUCAACAACACUCCAGCUGGAGAUGUUGUGGAUAAGCUGCUUGGCGAGUGGGAGUCUGAGAUCUUGGAAAUCAAAGCAGAUGAUAGAGGUUUCGUAGAUGCUUUGCUAUCUCAUGGAGAUUACAGCGUCACUGUGCAACACCCAGAGGCCAACUCUUCCACUACUCUAAGUUUUAGGAUGACAAAAGAUAUUCCUCAAACAACCAUUGAUGUUCAAAUCCAUACCUGAAUUAUUCCGGUUUUUUUCUUUCCAGUGGGAUAGAAAAAUGAACAAAUUUCUCAGCACUAAGCGCUGAAAUGGUGGGUGACUGUUCAUCCACUCAUAGGGCGCAAGCAUCUACAUAUAUCGAAGCUUGCAUGCUUGCGCACGCACAAGUAAAGAAAUGUCACCGAUGAACUUCAUCAUGUGUAACUUUCCUUCUAAAAUAAAUGGAAAAAUACAUUUUUCCUCCCAUUAAUU
Molecule: messenger RNA, 2099 nt
Organism: Juglans regia (Persian walnut)
Lineage: Eukaryota; Viridiplantae; Streptophyta; Magnoliopsida; Fagales; Juglandaceae
Product: endo-1,4-beta-xylanase 5-like
Exons: 8
Coding region: 126-1868 (580 amino acids)
Biological process (GO): carbohydrate metabolic process
Molecular function (GO): hydrolase activity, hydrolyzing O-glycosyl compounds
Source: RefSeq, a predicted model, not a curated record